Messenger RNA from Strigops habroptila (Kakapo), 1903 nucleotides. It is a transcript of the gene RFX5, whose product is annotated as regulatory factor X5. Gene Ontology annotation, molecular function: RNA polymerase II cis-regulatory region sequence-specific DNA binding; DNA-binding transcription factor activity, RNA polymerase II-specific. Gene Ontology annotation, biological process: regulation of transcription by RNA polymerase II. The record is from RefSeq and is a predicted model, not a curated record. The coding region runs from base 424 to 1860 and encodes 478 amino acids. The transcript is spliced from 10 exons. Lineage: Eukaryota; Metazoa; Chordata; Aves; Psittaciformes; Psittacidae.
AGCAGCCGGCGGGGCCCGCGGGCGCGUCCCGCCGGGGCGCUGCACUUUCGGUUCCUGUUGCGCGCGGGGCAGCGGCACGUGGCGGGGACCGGCCCGAGCAGCAGGAACCACAUGUCAUGGCUGACGAGCACCUGAGUGCCCGAACUGCCAAAAAGGGAAGUUUGUCACCCGGCAGCUCCCGGGGCAGCACGACUGAGUCAAGCACACUGCUGCAGGAGCUGAAGAGCACCAUCUCCAAAGCCGUGCAGAACAAAGUCGACUCCAUCCUGGUGAGUGCCUCCGUGGCACAUUGCGCUGAGGCAAGAUGUCCAGAAGUUCUCAGACAACGACAAGCUCUAUCUCUACCUCCAGCUGCCGACGGGACCGAGCCUGGGGGAGAAGAGCAGCAGCCUGGACCUGAGCUCGCUGAGCACAGCUGAGUACAUGCACGCGUGCAACUGGAUCCGGAAUCACCUAGAGGAGCACACGGACACUUGCCUGCCCAAGCAGGAUGUCUACGAUGCCUACAAGCGAUACUGCGAUAACCUCUGCUGCCGCCCGCUGAGCGCUGCCAACUUCGGCAAGAUCAUCCGCGAGAUCUUCCCAAAAAUCAAAGCCCGACGGCUGGGAGGCCGAGGACAGUCCAAAUACUGCUACAGCGGGGUCCGGAGGAAGACGGUGGUCAGCCUGCCACCCCUGCCCAGCCUGGACCUCAAAGUGACAGAGACCCAGUCGGAGCUGACGGAUCUGGUGCAGUCCUACAACAUUGAGGUGAUGGAGGCGGCCUGCGCCCUGACCUGCGACUGGGCCGAGAAGAUCCUCAAGCGCUCCUUCAACAACAUCGUGGAGGUGGCCCAGUUCCUCAUCCAGCAGCAUAUCAUCAGCUCCCGCUCGGCCCAUGCUGACCUGGUCAUGGCCAUGGUGGUCUCAGAGGGCACAGAGAAGAUCCACCGUGAGAACCGGACCCCGUCGACAGCGAGGAAGAACAGCGUGGACACCUCUGAGAGUGGUGACAGGAGCCAGGGGCAGGUCAAGAAGGAGAGCGGCCCCAAGCCUUCCGGCCCCCCCCGGCCUGAGAAGAAGAAGCCCCCGGAGCCCCCCAAGGCGGCCAGCAGCCCCCAGGUGAAUGCCCUGGUCGCCCGCCUGCCCCUGCUGCUGCCCCGCAUCCCGCCGGGGGAGCGGCCGAUGGCGCCCGGUGCCGCCGCCGUCCGCUCCUCCCCUCCCGUCCUGGCGCCCAAGCUCACGGCGGCGCCGCUGGCGGGCACGGUCAAGGUGGCGCUGCCGCUGCCGGUGGGCGCAGCCUCCCCGUCCCUGCCGCUGGGGCUGGCCCCGGGCGCCAGCGGGCCGGCGGGGCUGCUGAGCCAGCAAGCGGCCGUGCCGGUGCUCAACAUGCUGCUCCCCGGUGUGAGCGUCCCCGCGGCCGAGAGCCCCGCCAAGCCGCGGAGCGCGGGGGGCGGCGAGGGGCCCGGCCCGAGGGACUCGCCGCACCCCAAGGCCACCAAGAGGCACCCGGAGCCGCCCGGCGAUACCGUCCCGCAGAAGCGGCGUCGCGGGCGGCCGCGGAAGAGGCCGGAGGACGCGGGGGAAGCGGCGGAGCCUCGCGGCGGGGCGGCCGCCGGCGGAGCGGACAGCGGGGCCGGGGACUCCCCGCCCGCCCCGGCCAGCGACACCCAGGACGGCAGGACGGGUGCCGGGGGCCGCGAGCUGGCACCGGAGGCGCAGCGGAGCCUGGGCGAUGCCGGUGGCUCCGGCGUGCCCCGGGACGGGGGGGAUCCCCCGGCGGGGACCCCUCCUCCCGCAGCCGCCCCCUCCCCGCGCUCGGCCGCGGCCCGGGGGGGCUCGCCGGGGCGGGCGGGGCUCUGCGCCCACCCCGGCACUUAGCGACCGCGCCGUGACCUGCAGCCAUUAAAACCCGAGCUCUGUC